Messenger RNA from Diachasmimorpha longicaudata, 2070 nucleotides. It is a transcript of the gene Parp16, whose product is annotated as protein mono-ADP-ribosyltransferase PARP16. Gene Ontology annotation, biological process: endoplasmic reticulum unfolded protein response. Gene Ontology annotation, cellular component: membrane; nuclear envelope; endoplasmic reticulum tubular network. The transcript has 7 exons. Lineage: Eukaryota; Metazoa; Arthropoda; Insecta; Hymenoptera; Braconidae. Gene Ontology annotation, molecular function: kinase binding; protein serine/threonine kinase activator activity; NAD+ poly-ADP-ribosyltransferase activity. Bases 221 to 1375 code for a protein of 384 amino acids. The record is from RefSeq and is a predicted model, not a curated record.
UUUUGGGGAGAUUGAGGGGGAGGGGGGAUUUGCUUUUCGGUGGUUCGUGAUGGGAAUUGACAAAUGAAAAGUGGAGAGAAAAACAAUUGGAGUUUGGGUUAAACGUCAGGCACAGGAAUAUUCGAGGAUCAAGGGUCAUCAGAGGGUAAUGAAUGUUGUAAAUAAAUUUCGUGUAGGUCACAUGUGCAUUCUUCCAGGUUUUUCCCAAUAACAUCUGAAGAUGGCUUGGCUGGAGAGAAGUCCCCAGAUGUACAGCAAGUGGUUGGAUAAGAAGAGCUUUAAAGACAAAAUGAAAAUAGAUAACGCGAAUGCCCGUAAUGACGUGACAUUGAAUGUGAUUAGUGAUGGGCUUUCGAUAAAUUCCAUGGAAUUAGAGGAAUUCCAGAAGAAAGUCCUGGCAUUAAAAACACUUUUGGAUCAUGAUCCUCAUGCUGCUGAUCUCAAGUGGUCAUUGUUCGUCACUGCGUGCAAUACCUAUCGCCACAACACUUGUUUGAAGCCAUUUCCCGCGGCUUAUAUCGAGAACGAAUGCAAAGAUGUUGAGAAAUUGAGAAAAGUUGUGGAUGGAAUCCCACCGCUGGCCCUCGUCUAUGAACGACUGGACGAUUCAAAGCUGUAUGAGAACCACAGGGAAGCUAUUGAAUUGCUCUAUUGGGUGUUAAUAACACUUCGAGAUCCUCAUCUUAAAUCCAUUAAGAAAGAAAAUUACGAGACAAUACUGAGCAGAGUGCCAUCCGAAGUGAUGGUUGCAAGGCCAAAUUUAAUAUUCCAAGUGGCAACUCCAAAUCAAUCGCCCAAGGAGGAUCGCUGGAAAGCAUCGAUAAAAGGUCAUUCCACUUUUUACGCGUACCAUGGAAGUAGAUUGGAGAACUUUCAUUCCAUUAUUCAUUAUGGUAUUCAGCAACACAUGAGCCAGCCUGGACUCUUUGGAGAUGGGAUUUAUCUUUCGAGUGAACUUGGGGUCUGUUUGCGGUUCAGCCCUGUAGGCUAUAGCUGGGGAGGAAGUAUGCUGGGGUGCGAGAUGAGCUGCAUCGCAUUGUGUGAAGUUGUUAAUCAUCCAGACGUGAAAAAAGGAGACAGCAACGGUGCUACCCCUAAGGGAUUUGCAAUGUCCGUCAGGGAUAAAAUUCCAAACAAGUAUUAUUUAGUACAGAAUAAUGAUUUGGUGAGAAUUCGGUAUCUCCUGGUUUACAGUCAAGACUUCAGCACACUCAAAAGGACUGCAAGCACUGGAAUCGUCGGCUGGUUCAAGCAGAACAAAUUUAUGACAUUUGUCCUUGGAUAUGUUGUUUUAUUAGUCUCAGUUGGAUUGAGCCAAAAUAGAAGUCUUGAAAAAUACUACAGAUUUUUCAUUCAAAAAAUCGGUCUCGAAUAACUGAUACAUUUCUCCUUUAGACGAAUUUAUUGUUGGAAAACGUUGGUCGUUUUUAAAGCCUUUUUUAAUGAGUAUCUUUAUUACCCAUGGUUUAUAGCGCAGGAGAAAAUGAUAUCAAUCUUAUAAUGUACAUUUUUACACAAAUAAUCUCUGUAGAUUUAUUAGAAUUUAUAAAAUCGUUAACGAUGUUCAGUAACGCCCGAGGAUUAUCGGAAAAUUCUCUGUGACGAGGUAAUCAUCUUCGAAGACGACGAUCAAAUUUACUUCGAAUUCUGAAAUGAGAAUUGUGUCAAUUUAUUUUUAUAUUACUAGGAUUCUUAUUGGAAAUUCUAGAUAAAAUUAGGACCGCAUAGAAUUCAAUUUAAAACGUCCUUGAAAGAUAAUUAUCAUUGAGUUUGAGGUAAUUCAAGGCACUUCAAGGACAAAAUCGAUUACUACGUUAUGCCAAAUGGCAUGACCGUUUGUACAAUGUUCCAAAAAUUUUGAUUGGAAGUAUUUAGUCACUGGGUCUUACCAAUUUUGAAAUUACUUGUGCUCAAUGUUGGGCAGGUAAAUAACCUGGGAAAUAUCAUAUGAAUAGGUAUCGGCAGACCAAUGCAAACAUUCCCUUCGCCGAUCUGUAUAUUCUGGAUUUCGGUUGCUGUGAAUAAUAAAAAUGAUGUGAUGUUUUUCAAUAAAAGAAGAUAUAAAAUAUU